Messenger RNA from Diatraea saccharalis (sugarcane borer), 2589 nucleotides. The record is from the annotation of a GenBank genome assembly. NCBI's taxonomy places the organism in Eukaryota, Metazoa, Arthropoda, Insecta, Lepidoptera, Crambidae.
AUUUGUUAAAUUUUUCGACUUUUCGUGACAGCACGUCAUUUUCGACAUUUGAUUGAUAAUUUUCUAAAGAUCUAUCAAAUUAGUUUGUUUGAAAGUUAGUUUAGGCGCUAAAAGAUAUUAUAUUAAUAUUUAAAUGUUAUGAGAACUAUGUGAAGUGUUGGGAGUCCAUUUUCGGUGAUCGGGUUAUCUGCCCAUAAUGUGUGCACAAAAGUGCGUUGUUGAAGGCUGCAACUUGGAAUACGAUGUGGUUUGCAGCUUUUCAUUCUACAAUGCCAACAUAUCUUCGGAUAAUGAUGGGAAACGGCAGGAGUGGAUCGAAGGAGCCAUGCACGAGGAGAGUGAGUGCCUCUGGAGGCACGUCAGCCUGCAGCUGUGCGGGUACCACUUUGAGUUGGACAACCAGGGUCUCUGGAUCGACUCACCAAUGUUGCCAGAGCUGUUGACGUUACAAGAGCCGCCGCCGACGCAUGUUCAGACCGAAAUGGAUAAACAAAGCGGCGGGAGCGGUUACCAAAGCCUAUUCGAAAAAUUCGUUGAAGAUGGCCCAAUACCAAAAGUCAUGGACAUUAUUAAGAUGGAACACAAUUACAACGCUGAACCGACCAAGCAAGAACCGGAGAGUGUAUCCAGACUCAACGUGAGACAACUGGUCGACACCCUAGGAUAUCUAUCUUUGAAGAAUCUACAGCGUAAACAGCUAUGGGUGGUGAAAGUUGAGACAGAGAAGAGUGAAGCAUCCAUUACACAGUCGGAACAGGUCAUCACCAAAAUGCAGGAUCCCAAGCAGAUCAUAGAGAUCAUACCGCAGACCUCAACUGCUGAUACAACAUUACCACAAGGCGAAGUCCUACAAAUAAUGGACGAUGGGAAUAUACCAGAUAAUUUCAUAUACGAAAUAGCUCAAGAACAAGAGAUCUCUAUGGACGAAGUUAAAGAGAUACCAUCCUCCGAUAAUAGGGAAUGGACGGUCAAUAUAAUACCCGAUGAAUCCAAACCCAAGUACGCUUACAUAAAGCAUUGCAACACUGGCAAGAAGAAGCGUCACUUUACAGCGGAAAUGAACGAGAUAACAUUACAAGGUGACUUCGAGAACUAUUACAUAUUGCCAGAUGUAGAUCCGUCGGUCGGUGUUGAAAUUACAACGAGCUAUGAACCGGAGAAUUAUAUUGUCGAGGAGUACCAGCAUUUGGUUUUGGAGGAGAGGCCGAGAAAACGGUCUAAAGAUACACCGGAAUCGUCGAAGAAAACUAAGAAGAAAAGGUUCUCUGCUGUUCGGGAACAGGUGAAGCAGAUACAGCUGAGAAACGAGGAACAGGACUGGGUUAUCGAGAAUAAUAUUGCUUACGAGCAAGACGCUGAAGAGUAUGAAGACCCUAAGAAGGCUAGAGUGAGACGGAAAAAUAAAAAGUACCUAGGGUAUGAUUUUGUGACUUAAUUAUUUUUGUGUUCGAUUAUCGGGAAGUAGUAAUUUAGUGUUGUUUUCGUCUCUUAAUUCAAAUAUCUUAUUACAUUCACACUGGCGUUAAAGAAAAAGGAUUUGAUACAUUUAUUAUGGCUAUGAAUUGAUUAAUUUAAAUUAUCAAUAAAUUAUAAUUCAAUAAAAUCUUUACUUCCAUGAUUCUGAGAUAUAAGUAAGAUAUAAUAGUUUGUUUUGAUUUUAAAAAAAUAUCCUCCAGUUUAAACGUCCAUACAAUGUCUCGCCAAUGAGCAUUAUGCAUCAUCAAAAUUGUUUUCACACUGUCUUACGCAAAUUAUUCAUUAAAAAUGUAAAUAAGUAAUUAAUAUAGAUAAGCAAAAGUAUGGGUCCUAAUAUUGAUCCUUGUGGCACUCUCAAAGUAAUUAAUUCUCGUGUAAAUUUUGCUUCAUCUUUAUGAUUUCCAGCAGAAACAUAAGUCUAUUAGAUUUAGUUCGUUUUGGUUAUGAUAAAAGAAUUUAAUGGGUUACAAAGUCAAAUUUUAAUCUUAAAAAAAUCACAAGUUUUUUUUUCUCUUGCAGUGCCAUUAAUAAACAAGGUUUAGCGUCAGAGUAAAUUUACGCUAAAAUUUCAGUUCUAGUAUUAGUCCAAAUUCAUAUUAUACAGACAAUAAGCAAACCUACUACCUUCUAGAAGCAAAUAUUACUCACGUAGCACCUCGCACUAGGUAAACCUUUACCAAGUCUCUGUUUAAUAAUAUGAAUUUUGACUAAUACUAAGUGCAGUCUCAGCGUAAAUUUACUCCAGAGCUAAACCUUAUUUAUUAAUAACACUGUUAAAGUGUAUGUUUGUUUACACAAAAAUCUGCUUUAUGAAUUUAUGCAGUAUUAUAUCUUUAAAUUGGCUUGUUGUCUGUGCUUAAACUACUUCUGUUGCUAAUCUGGUCUGUUCUAUUCUAAAUUCAUAAAUGUUCAAUUACCAUUGGUGUGUAAUGUAAUAAGAUUGAGUUUUAGAUCAGCGAUAUAUCAAUAGUACUUACUUUAUACACAGAUUUUAUAACUGCAAGAGUUAAUAGUGAAUCGUUUCACUUUAAGUGUCACUUAGUUCAUAUUUUCUUCAUAAUUGUGUUCGUAUAGUCGAAGAAUAAUAAAAUUAUAUAAUGCAUUCUUACAUAU